UUACUGUUACGUGUCUGGGGAGGGGGCGGUGCUGCAGACUGACGGGCUCGGGAGGCCUCUGUGCCGGGAGGAUGAGCUGGUUCAACACUUCGCACCUCUCCAGCUUCGCUAAACAGGCUUUCUCCCAGGCCCAGAAGUCUAUAGACCGAGUACUGGAUAUUAAGGAAGAUGAAACCGCCUGGGCCGACUCCAUCAUUGGUCCCUUUGAGGAAGAGAACGUUUCAUCACUCAAAGGGAGCUGGGAAAACUCCAAUUGGGGGGGACAAUCAGAAGAACCUGAAACACAAGUGGUGUUAUCUCCGACAGCAAUUACCAAGCCCGUUACACGGAGUGUAGUGGACGAAUCAGAGAAUUUCUUCAGUGCCUUUCUCUCUUCCCCGACAUCGAACACUGCCUCCGAUAGUUCUGUGGUGUCCAAGCCUCCCGUCAAAUCUCCGAGGCUCAAACAGGAAGAGAACUAUACCUCUCCCACAUCCACGGUCAAGGUGAAACAGAAAGAUGAAAUUAAUCUUAACUUGUUCAAGCAAAGUGCCUGUAAGAGCCAAAGAGCAGAUUUGGAAACACCAGACAUAUCUUCAGAGAAACCAGUGCCCCACCGUUCAAAUGUCUCUUCGGAAUUAAAAUGUGAGACUGAAAAAGAGGAGCAAAUAUCUUCUGACAUUACAACAGAUAAUGGAGUUCCAGAGAGCAGACCUAUUGAAGAACUCUCCAGCUCGUCGACGGCUGUUACUUCUGAAAGUAAAGACGUUGCACUGGAUAAUAAAGAACAGAAGUCUGAGGACCGUCAGAGUAACACCCCGUCCCCCCCAAUAAGCACCUUUUCCUCUGGGACGUCAACCACCAGUGAUAUUGAAGUGUUAGACCAUGAGAGCGUGAUGAGCGAGAGCUCUGUUAGUUCAAGGCAAGAAGCAGCUGAUUCCAAAGCAAACCUCCAUUUAAUGCAGACAUCUUUCCAGCUUCUCUCUGCCUCUGCUGAAUACAGCCGUAUGGAAGAGUUUCCAAAGCUUACGGAGAGCUGCUCAUCGUCGGAUGCAUUUGAGCGGAUAGAUUCCUUUAGCAUGCAAUCCAUGGACAGCCGCAGUGUUAGUGAACUCAAUUCCGACGAUGAAUUUCCCGGCAGAGGAUGCACCCUGGUUUCCAUCGCAGUCAGCUCUUCUUCUCCCAAUAUGGACGUCCAUGAGUCAGUUGAGUGUAAACCAGAGGAAGACUUAAACGAGACACUAAUGGUGCACUCCAGUGAGAAUACGGAAAUGGAGGAAAGUGGAAGGAGCUCCACUCCUGUAAAUUCAGAGCAGCCUGAUCUUCUGGCCCACGAAGGUGAAGAUGUCUGUCAUGGAGUUGCUGCUGAAUCUUUGACUGAAGCUGAAACUGCACCAGAAGCUAAAUUCUCAAAUGAGGACUUGCAAAAGACGAUCGAUGAACUUACUGCCAGACUGGAGAAGAGGGAGACACAACUGCUAUCCUUGAGCAAGGAAAAGGCCUUCCUAGAAGAAGCUUACGACAACCUUAAUGACGAAAUGGUGAGGCUGAAGGAAGAAUGUAGCAGCGUCGCUCUGCUGAAAGAUGAGUUCACCCUCCGGAUAGCAGAAGCCGAGAAGAGAGCGAAAACAGCAUGUAAAGAGCGAGACAUUGCCAAAAAGGAAUCAAAAACAACGAAGGAGGAACUGGCAACAAGAUUAAAUUCGAGUGAAACUGCAGAAAUCAUGAAAGAGAAGGAUGAACAGAUUAAAGGUUUAAUGGAGGAAGGUGAAAAGCUCUCCAAACAGCAGCUGCACAACUCCAACAUCAUCAAGAAAUUACGGGCAAAAGAGAGAGAGAAUAACCACUCCAUAUCCAAACAGGCAAAUAAGAUCCGGGAGGUGGAGGAGGAACUGCAGCUUUUAAAGCAGACAUUAGAUGGAAAGGAAGAGGUGGAAAAACAGCACCGAGAGAAUAUCCGAAAGCUGAACUCCAUGGUAGAGAGGCAGGAGAAGGAUCUGGCGAGGCAACAGGCUGAUCUGGAUGAACUGCACGAAAACAACCGCAGUCUACAAGCUGCUCUGGACAACUCCUACAGGGAACUUGCAGAAUUACACAAAGCAAAUGCAUCAAAGGCCAGCGAAGCCCAAGAAGCGGCACUGAGUUGUGAACUACGAGCCAAAGAAGAGCUUUGUUUUGCACUGGAGAAAGCUAAGGAGGAGUCUCAGAAGCAGCGAGAAGCUUUGGCUAUCCAAGUAACAGAUCUGAGGCUAGCCCUGCAGCGAGCGGAACAACAAGCUGCCAGAAAAGAAGAUUAUCUGAGACAAGAAAUUGCUGAGUUGCAACAGCGAUUGCAAGAAGGAGAGACACGGAAUCAGGAGCUGAGCCAGAGUGUAACAUCUGCCACACGGCCAUUACUCCGACAGAUUGAAAACCUGCAAGCAACUUUAGCAGCGCAGACCUCAUCCUGGGAAAAGCUGGAGAAGAAUCUUUCCGACAGACUUGCUGAAUCACAGACGUUGUUGGCCUCAGCAGUGGAGAAAGAACGUGCCUCCACGGAAGAAGUGCUCACGUUCAAGACUCAGAUAUCCGCUAUUGAAUCUCAGAACAGCCUGUUGAGGCAAGAGAAGAGCAGACUCCAAGCUCAGCUUGAAGUGGAGAAGUCUCGAUUAUUGAAGAUGGAAGAAGAUCACAGCAGGAAUCAGGUGGAGCUUGAAAAUAUAAAGCUGGAAUUCAUGAAAGCAAUGGAAGAAGCAAAGAAAGAAAAGAGUCUUCUCUCCAGUCAACUGGAAAUGGAGAAGCUGAAAGUGGAACAGGAGAAGAAAAAGGUCCUGCUGGCACAGGAAACUGCUAAAGAGAAGGAACGUAAAGCCUAUAUGUUUCCCUCAAUGGAACCCACUGCCACAACUCCAACUCUAUCUCGCUCCAGUUCUAUUAGUGGAACAGACGCGUCAGGUCUUCAGACAUCCAUCAUUUCCCAGGAUGAUCCCCAUGAUCAUUUGUACGGAUCAAUGACGGCGUCCCUCAGCGGAAGCAAUCUCUACGAAGCGGUACGAUUGGGCGCUGGUUCCAGUGUCAUUGAAAACUUGCAGUCUCAGCUAAAACUCCGAGAUGGGGAAAUCGCUCAGCUUCAGGUUGAAAUCGUGAACCUGGAAAAAACCCGCUCACUACUAGCCGAGGAAGUGGUUAAAUUGAAUAACCUAAAUGACGAGCUUGAGGAGAAAGUGAAGGAAAUACCCAAACUACGGACACAGAUGAAGGAUCUGGAGCAGCGGUACAACACCAUUCUGCAGAUGUACGGAGAGAAGGCCGAGGAGGCAGAGGAACUGAGACUGGAUCUGUCAGAUGUAAAAAACAUGUACAAGACUCAAAUAGACGAACUAUUGCAGCAGAGACUCCAUUAGCCCCCGAAGCUGAAUCGUAUGAAGAGAAAUGUAUCUGAAACAUUCUUUGUCUAAUAUGUAAAUUUAGAGCUCUACAAAAAUCUCUUGUAUAAAAUAUAGUGUAUAAUAGAUCCUACUUUUAUUUACUGCUCCCUAGGACAGAAAACUAUUCACAGUAACUGUAUCUAUGUCUUGCCGUUCUCUGUGAUUAAAUUAUUUGUUAUA
Molecule: messenger RNA, 3566 nt
Organism: Xenopus laevis (African clawed frog)
Lineage: Eukaryota; Metazoa; Chordata; Amphibia; Anura; Pipidae
Gene: tmf1.S
Product: TATA element modulatory factor 1 S homeolog
Exons: 17
Coding region: 72-3362 (1096 amino acids)
Cellular component (GO): Golgi apparatus; endoplasmic reticulum
Source: RefSeq, a predicted model, not a curated record